CUCCUCGGGAAAUCGAUUUCUUGAUCUGCGGAGACUGGUGCGAGUGAGCGCGAGCGCGUAAUUGUGCGGAGGGCGGGGGAGCGCGCGACAGACAUCCCGCGGGUGGAAGCGCCUUUUCCUCACACAAAUCGAACAAGUGAGAAACUGUUGCUUCUUGGCGAUGUCUUAACAAAAAAUAUUGCCACAUUCUACUUUUAAUUAGUAAUUUGGUCACUAAAGAAUUUCGCAAGCGCCAGUAGUUAUCCCUAAAUAGAAGUAGCCUAAGCGUAUUUAACUGUCUUGAAGAGGCAGAAAGGGUUGGAAAGAAGCAGCAAAGCAAAAAGGAGAAGACGGAAAAUAUUUCAAUCUGACAACAGACACAGCAGAGUGACCGUUAAAUAAAACCCCGAAGGCGCGAGAUUCUCUGACAUAUUCUGAGCUGUUCGCGCACGAGAGAGGAGCUGCCGUGUCUCGCGGAGUUACCCGUCCAUUUCAACUUAUUAGUGAGAAACAUGUCAAGAUGCUAAAGGAGGUUGAUCUUGGAACCUGAAUAUUAUUCUGCCGAACUUUGAUGAAGACCAGCGGGAACUGAAAAUCACCCAGAGUGCUAGUUCAUUCUGGCCGGGCCUGUUUCUUCUAAAGGGGAGGAGGACUUCCUCUCUAUCGCUGCCUCGCGCCUCAGCCGCAGGAAGCGCGUUAUUGGCGCAGCAGUGGGCGUGGCCAUGGUGCUGGUGCUACUGGUCGCUAUUCCGCUAUUGGUCCACAGCACCAAAUUGGGUGGGUCUGGAGGUGGAGGUACGCAUUAUGAGAUGCUUGGAAGCUGCAAGAUGGUCUGUGACUCUUUAACGCCCACCAAUGAACUAACACCUGUUUCGCCUCCUCCUCCCGACACCCCUGGACGCAGAGGAGGAGGCAAGUCAGGUUUUCGUGGAAACCAAGGGCCAGCAGGCCCCCCGGGUCCACGUGGGCCACCUGGAGAACCAGGAAAGCCAGGUCCACCUGGACCUCCAGGUCCAGGCCCAGGGGGAUACAUCCCAUCAUUCUACAGCCCCAAAAUUGCCUUCUAUGCUGGUCUGCGCAAGCAACAUGAGGGGAGCGAGAUACUCAAGUUUGAUGAUGUGGUGACAAAUGUAGGGAAUUACUAUGAGCCUACCACAGGCAAGUUCACCUGCCCUCUUCCUGGAAUCUACUUCUUUACCUAUCACGUGCUCAUGAGGGGUGGAGAUGGAACUAGCAUGUGGGCUGACCUCAAGAAGAAUGGACAGGUGAGGGCCAGUGCAAUUGCUCAGGACGCCGAUCAGAAUUAUGACUACGCCUCUAACAGUGUGAUCCUGCAUUUAGAUGUGGGAGAUGAAGUCUGCGUGCAGCUGGAUGGCGGCAAAGUGCAUGGAGGAAACACCAACAAAUACAGCACAUUCAGCGGCUUUCUCAUCUACCCCGAUUAACAAAUACACCAAAUAUACAAAAAUAUAAAUAUACGAUCACAUAUUUAACACCAUCACAUCAGACCGAGUAAUAGACAACAACAAUCUGAUACAAGCGAUACAACAUGAUAUAACCUCAAGAGAAAAAAAAAAUUCAAAUUAACCUUCAGUUACCCGUUUUAUUUAAAACAGCAUAUUUAAAGAGAAAAAUAUAUGCUGGCACUUAAUUUUGUCCACUGGCAAUUGACUUGACUCUACUUCCAUAAAAAAAUUUGUUUUACGCAUAAGCCUCAGUAAAUUUAAAUUCAAGUGAGAAAAAAGUAUUAUGACAACGAGCAUUCUCUAACAAACAACAACAACCAAAAAAAGAAUGGCAAAAUAAAUACUAAUUUAAAAAAAGUAAAAACAGUGUAACUACCUGCAAAAAUGGUUCUUGAUAAGAAAAUACUAUUUGGCUUAUUUUAAGCUUAUUUUGGAGAUGAUGCAAAUUAUUAGAAUUGGAUUGAAGGAUUAUGUGUAGACAAACUUAUUCUUUAAAAUAAUGGUCACAGAUUAAUUUAACACAAUAACACAAUGAAAUCGAAAUAAGAAAGUAAAUAUGAUUUAUUCAGAUUUGAUUUGACACUUGGUAUUGACUUGUAUUGCUAACAGCCAUCUUGGUCUGAUCACGGUGUAUUUGCUACCUUUAAUGCAAUUCCCUUUGAGAAACUUGAGAAAUAUGUAGAAUGGGUCUUUGUUGUUUUUAAUUUUGUUUUUUUUUUUGAGCCCACCAAUGGUGAGCAAAAUAUGAAUUAGAAUUUUUUUAAUGUAAAUUCCCUAAAUCACAGUGUCAGGCUCUUUUCCAAUUAACACCAUUACAAUAUGUUGUGUGCAAUGCUCAUCCAUUAGGGUAAAAAGAGAACUACCUGCAAUCAUCUUCUUGUAUUUUACUAGAUUACCAUUCUCCCUCUGCACCAUAUGUAUGUAUGUGCAUAACUUGGAAAAGACUGUAUGCAUAUCACGGCAUGGAAACUGUAUGUUUUAGCCUUUAUGUCUACUAAGUAUGUACACAGUGUUUAUACUGGAGGAACUUUGAGAUUAUUGUGAAAUUAUAAAUUAUAAUUAUACCUCUCUGUAAUGCCACAAAACAUUCUUUAGGAUUGGUUAGUGGACUAAACAUUUAAAGUGACCUGAUCCAUCUGUAAUCUGAAGACAUCCAGUUUAUCUGUGUGGGUGUGUGUGUGUGUGUGUGUGUGUGUGUGUGUGUGUGUGUGCGCGAGUGCAUGUGCGUGUGCGCGUGUGUAUGUGUGUGUGCAUGUAUCAGCAAUGUAUGUGAUACACAUGUGUGUCCAUAUCAGUAUAAAGUGUAAGAAAAUUUGCUUCUAAAUAUUUGACUUGUAGAUUGAUUGCUGUUGUAAAGCCUUGCAGUUGUGUAAUUAAUCAUUAUUAUAGACUUUUAUUCUGGCAUGUUAAAGACUACAUGCUGUAAAUAAAAAAAUAAAAAUAAACAAA
Messenger RNA from Puntigrus tetrazona (Sumatra barb), 2894 nucleotides. It is a transcript of the gene c1ql4b, whose product is annotated as complement component 1, q subcomponent-like 4b. NCBI's taxonomy places the organism in Eukaryota, Metazoa, Chordata, Actinopteri, Cypriniformes, Cyprinidae. The coding region runs from base 702 to 1424 and encodes 240 amino acids. The transcript is spliced from 4 exons. Gene Ontology annotation, molecular function: protein binding. The record is from RefSeq and is a predicted model, not a curated record.